GAUGCUGCCGGUCGAGGUGGCCAGUCCGCGGCCGCGCUGCCUGUGGCUGUGCCUCCUGGCGUGCGUCCUGACGGGCGUCACCAGUCGGAGCGUCCCCACGCCGACCUUCGACGCCCCGUACCCAGACGAGCCAGAAGUGGUGCUUAAGCUAAGAGACGGCACAGAUGGUUGUAAAGGAUGGAGACUAAACGCCACGUUGGUGGUUUCAGUCGGACCCUGCAUUGUGAGGGCCAAUAAGGAUCACCAGGGUGUCCAGGCAGUGGAGCUGCGAAACCAGCGUGUGGCUGUUGCCAACACCCGUUGGUGGAAAGAGGGCUUGGCCUUCUUGUGGCUGCACGAAAAACUCAAGGGCUCAGGAAGCUCCAUAUCCCUGACAUUAGUGGAGCGCGCCCUAGAGAAGUUAGGCUCUUCGGAUGAAGAGCCCGACGUAGUACUCAACCUGAGAGACGGCUCAAGUGGGUGCAAGGGGUGGGUAGUUAACGCCACGUUAGUACUCUCUACGGGGGACUGUAUUGAAAGGCAUAAUAAGGACCACGGUGGCGUUUACGCCGUGCAGCUCCAGGACCAGCGUGUGGACGUCGUCAACACUCGUUGGUGGUUAGAGGGUCUGGCCUUCUUGGCGCUGCGCGAAAAACUCAAGGGCUCGAGCCCCACUUCCGUGGGGGUAGUGCUGCGCCCCUUGGUUUCUGAUUGCGGCUUCGCGUCAGCUAGCGGCCAGGCGUUCAUCAUCAAGGGCGAGAAUGCAUCGGUGAGCGAGUUCCCGUGGCACGCGGGGCUGUACCUGGACUCAGUGCAAGUGUGUGGAGGGUCACUGGUGCUGCCUCGGGUCGUCCUCACAGCCGCGCAUUGUCUCUUUAAAAGUGGCAAACAGUUCGACCCGAGCGACCUCAAAGUGUCCGUCGGCAGUCCUUUCAGGGACCUGUCGCAGACAACCACCGGAUCUCAGCAACGAAACGUGUCGCGGCUGAUCCCGCAUCCACGCUUCCGUGGCUUCGGUCGCAACUUCGCCGACGACAUCGGCCUCGUGGUGCUGCAGUCCCCCAUCGUCUUCAACGCCUACGUUGUGCCCAUUUGCGUGGACUGGGGCGGCAGUGCUGUGCCGAGGCCUUCCGAGAACAGCGUCGGCAAGGUGGUGGGGUGGGGCCGUACCGAAGACACGUCGCCCAGCCCCGUCUUGCAGUCCGCCCAGCUGCCCUUCAUCCCUUUCGAGAAGUGCGCCGAGGCCGUGCCGCCCACCUUCCUACCGUUCCUCACCCACGACAAGUUCUGCGCUGGAAAUGUUGGUGGUUCUUCAGUUGCCCCAGGGGACAGCGGAGGCGGCCUUGCUUUCCCGCAUGAUGGCCGAUGGUUCCUAAUGGGAGUGGUUUCGGUGGGGAUCCCCGGCCAACUCACGUACUCAGCCUUCACGGACGUGCACUUGUACAGUUCGUGGCUCAAUGAGACCCUGAAGACGAUAUAGUACAACUGUCUGAACCCAUGGUGUGAACUGUACAGAGAUAUAGAGAUAAUAAAUUUAUCGCUCAAACUUG
Molecule: messenger RNA, 1529 nt
Organism: Thrips palmi
Lineage: Eukaryota; Metazoa; Arthropoda; Insecta; Thysanoptera; Thripidae
Product: kallikrein-11-like
Exons: 10
Coding region: 2-1459 (485 amino acids)
Biological process (GO): proteolysis
Molecular function (GO): serine-type endopeptidase activity
Source: RefSeq, a predicted model, not a curated record